This is a messenger RNA of Fusarium fujikuroi IMI 58289, 1284 nucleotides long. RefSeq names its product probable GPI mannosyltransferase 2. Gene Ontology annotation, cellular component: mannosyltransferase complex; endoplasmic reticulum membrane. NCBI's taxonomy places the organism in Eukaryota, Fungi, Ascomycota, Sordariomycetes, Hypocreales, Nectriaceae. Gene Ontology annotation, biological process: GPI anchor biosynthetic process. The coding region runs from base 1 to 1284 and encodes 427 amino acids. The record is from RefSeq and is a predicted model, not a curated record. Gene Ontology annotation, molecular function: GPI mannosyltransferase activity; alpha-1,6-mannosyltransferase activity. The transcript has 2 exons.
AUGGGUCUCCUUAACCACGAAACAAACCCAAUAUCGUCUCUAACAACUGCCUUCUCUGCCUGGAAGGGUCUUCUCCUGGCCAUCGCUCUCGGUGCGUCUGUAGGCCCAGACUACGAUACUUCAACCUCUCUCUUCUUCAACAUUGUCCAUGGCCCGACGACACCUGUUCCUGCUCUCGCUACUCGUCUGACGAGAUGGGACGCGCUGUAUUUUAUGCACGAUGCGGUGAAGGGCAAAGUGUAUGAGCAGGAGUGGGCGUUUGGCAUUGGGCUGCCAGCCGUUGUACGUGGCAUUAAUGUGUUAUUUGGACUUGAGGAGGGCUGGGAUGCCAUUAUUGCGAUUGCCAUCUCACACGUUUCUCAUCUUAUUGCUGUUCUGGCGCUGUACCAGCUCACUAUUGUGCUCUGCAAUGAUCGGAAACUUGCAUACUUGGCUGCCGCCGUGCAUAUUCUUUCACCUGGCGGCCUCUUCCUUUCAGCACCGUAUGCAGAGAGCACAUUUGCAUGCCUGUCCUUUGUGGGCAACCUUCUUUUUGCUUUGGGUCUUAAAUCCAGCCCUGACUCAAUGAGGCGCAGUAUUUCCGUCAUUGGAGCAGGGAUGUUAUAUGGGGUUUCCUGCGUGUUUCGAAGCAACGGACUCUUUGGCGGCGUUCUCUUUGUGGUGGAAGCCAUCAAAGGCCUCACAGCACUUCUUGGCGGAUUCAGUUUCUCAAAAGUUCUAAGGCUAGUUGCACCUAUUAUUGGUGGGCUGUUCGUUGCAGUUGGUUUUGUUGCGCCUCAGAUUCUGGCGUGGAUGAGGUAUUGUAAUGUCCAGGAUAAUGGACAACAACGCCCCUGGUGUACACGCCCUCUCCCAAGUAUCUACACUUUCGUUCAAGAAGAAUACUGGAACGUUGGCUUCCUUAGAUAUUGGACACCCAAUCAGAUCCCUCUCUUCCUCCUUGCAGCUCCCAUGCUCACGAUCCUCAUCAAGUCAGGAACAGAGGUCGUGCGAGAACCUUCGCGAGGCCUUCGAGCCAUGAUUUCUGGCACAGAUGAAGAGUGCAGGCUGCUCGUAAGAACUCUAGCCGCUGUGCAAACUCUUCUCGCCGUGUUGGCCAUUACAAACUAUCACGUCCAAAUCAUAAGUCGUAUCUCAUCUGCGUACCCUGUGUGGUACUGGUGGGUCGCUUCGUGUCUCGUGGACAAGCAGAGACAGAAUUUGGGUUAUGGUGUAGUUGUGUUUAUCAGCAUGUAUGCCAUGAUCCAAGGGGGUCUCUUUGCAUCCUUUUUGCCGCCUGCCUAA